Nicrophorus vespilloides is the source of this 1784-nucleotide messenger RNA. It is a transcript of the gene scalloped, whose product is annotated as protein scalloped. The record is from RefSeq and is a predicted model, not a curated record. Gene Ontology annotation, molecular function: DNA-binding transcription factor activity, RNA polymerase II-specific; RNA polymerase II cis-regulatory region sequence-specific DNA binding. Gene Ontology annotation, cellular component: transcription regulator complex. The transcript has 11 exons. The coding region runs from base 579 to 1784 and encodes 401 amino acids. Gene Ontology annotation, biological process: regulation of transcription by RNA polymerase II; hippo signaling; embryonic organ development. Lineage: Eukaryota; Metazoa; Arthropoda; Insecta; Coleoptera; Silphidae.
UUUCCAUACAAUUCGCGCCGCGUUUCCCCACGAAAUGUCCACUAGAAUGCGAGAAAUGUGCCCACAAUUCCUACAAUAGUUUACAUACUUGUCAUGCUUGUGCUGCUUGCUUGUUGAUACACACACACACGGACGCACGGAUACACACACACACAUGCAUUGUGCAUAUACGUGAAUGCAUACACACAAGCAGACGGAGCCGAUGAUCCGCGGUGGCUGCGAUUCAAAAAUCGCAUCUUGUCCACACUCUCUCAGUUCUCGCUCGAUUUUGGUGGUGCAACAAAUGUAUAUUGGAUGGAUGUAACGGGACCACGGGGCAACCUGGACUGGACGUGCGGUGAGCAGAUUUCGAACGCGGACAAUUUUCGCGCCGUUCCAAGGAUACGAUGCAUUAAUGCCAUACUCCAGAAACUACCGUCUCCAGAAGGAAGGAAAGAGCGUCUCCUCCUUGGUCGUCCUCCUCGUGAUAGGGUUUGUUCGGGGCCGUCACAAUUUCCUCACCGUGGACACCAGUCACCGGUCCCGCGGCCGACUCCAACGGCCCGGGCCCGGAUACGAAAAACCUGGAUGUUGGAGACAUGAGCGAUGACGAAAAGGAUAUGGCCGCGGCGGACGCGGAGGGCGUCUGGAGUCCGGACAUCGAGCAGAGCUUCCAGGAGGCGCUAGCCAUCUAUCCGCCUUGCGGACGUCGGAAAAUCAUCCUCUCGGACGAAGGAAAAAUGUAUGGUAGGAACGAAUUAAUUGCAAGGUACAUCAAACUGAGGACGGGGAAGACGCGGACGAGAAAGCAAGUCAGCUCGCACAUACAGGUUUUGGCGCGAAGGAAGUUGCGGGAAAUUCAGGCGAAAUUGAAGGUUGAUCACGCAGCGAAGGAAAAGGCACUGCAGACGAUGUCCACUAUGUCCAGUGCACAGAUAAUAUCCGCCGCGCCAAUGCACAGCAAGCAGUUGCCUUUGUACCCCCCCGCGCCACCGCAAUUCUGGCAGCCAGGAUUACAGCCGGGCACGUCGCAAGAUGUCAAACCUUUCACACAAGCAUCGUAUCCUGGUGGUAAACCGGCGACGGCCGUGUCCAGCGGGGAGGUGGGACCUUUACAAGCGCCGCCCCCGCCACCUUGGGAGGGCAAGGCGAUCGCCACCCACAAGCUCAGGCUCGUCGAAUUCUCUGCCUUCAUGGAAAACCAGAACAGAGAAGAAGCGGUAAAUUACCCCAGACACCUGUUCGUACACAUAGGAGGACCUGCCAUAACCUACUCGGAUCCCUUAUUAGAGGCUGUCGAUGUACGGCAGAUCUACGACAAAUUUCCGGAGAAAAAGGGCGGCCUCAAAGAGCUAUAUGAUAAGGGUCCCCAAAACGCCUUCUUCCUCGUCAAAUUUUGGGCGGAUCUGAACAGCAGCAUACAGGACGAAGCCGGUGCUUUCUACGGUGUUACCUCCUCAUACGAAAGUAAUGAGAACAUGACGAUAACCUGCAGUACGAAGGUCUGUUCGUUCGGGAAGCAGGUCGUGGAAAAAGUUGAAACGGAGUACGCGCGAUACGAGAACGGCCGGUUCGUUUAUCGAAUCCACAGAUCACCCAUGUGCGAAUACAUGAUCAACUUCAUCCACAAACUGAAACACUUGCCUGAGAAAUAUAUGAUGAACAGCGUACUGGAAAACUUCACAAUACUACAGGUUGUGAGUAAUAGAGACACGCAAGAGACCCUUCUAUGUACAGCGUACGUAUUUGAAGUGUCGACGUCGGAGAGAGGCGAGCAUCAUAUUUACAGGCUAGUGAAAGAUUAG